Pocillopora meandrina is the source of this 7924-nucleotide messenger RNA. The record is from the annotation of a GenBank genome assembly. NCBI's taxonomy places the organism in Eukaryota, Metazoa, Cnidaria, Anthozoa, Scleractinia, Pocilloporidae.
AAAAACUUGGAGUAUCAGAUCGAACAGUUUGUCAGUUCCGGUGGCCAGACAGUUAAUAUCCUUCUGAGUGGCAAGACAGGAGUUGGCAAGUCUUAUUUGACAAAUGCACUCAUUGGAGAAAGCCUUGCGGUAGAAGGAUUUGACAUCAACCCACAAACUAACGACGUAAGCCACUUUAAUAUUGACAUUUACUUUACCUUUUAAACUAAUAUAUAGAUUAAGCCAAGCCUAAAAGUGGAGUUACUGUUAGUUUAUUUUCCAGCCCUUCACUAUGAUUAAAACUGUAACAAAACUCUUCAGCACUGGCUGUGGAAGAGUUUCCUCAAGGGGAUUCAGGGACCAGUCCGGGAGGUGGAGAGGGAAGAAUUGACGAGGUCUGGAAACUGGGGACGACGUUCUCACAAAUUGCAAAGCGAUCAACACGCAUAGCAUGUUAGUGAGCGGUGUCUUCAAGCAACUGAGAACCUUUGUUGUUGCUUCUGAGUUUUUGAUAAAAUUUUCGAAGAUAGGGAAUGUUUUCGUCUUCAGGUAAAGUCUAUGAUGUCAGCGUCAGUUGAAAUUAUAUUCUAUUGAACGUGACUUAUAAUUUCGGUGCGGGAAAAUGAGUCGAAAUUGAAAGAAAUUAAGGACAGUAAACUACUUCGCGUUAAUUAAGACAUUACUAGUCGACUGAAGAACACUUUGAGUCAGUAAAACAGUGCGCCAGAAUCGUAUGGGCUUCUCUUAAAUCUUCUCUUGAAGUUGUCAGGUAUGACUGCUUGCCCCAACGUUUUUCCCUAACGUUUCAACCUCCUCUGUUUAGCGUAGAAAAUUAAAAAAAAAGUAAUUUCCAACUCGUGUUUGAACCUUUAUUUUUCUAAACCUUUUCUCUUUUGGCUAUUCUUGUUCAAUGACUGUCCUCUGGCUGGAUAUACACGGCGUUGAGAAGUUUUAAAUGGUAUUUUCUCAUGUUUGCAAAUAAUUGAAUUUACUGGAAGGUGGAGUUUUGCAACAUGUUAACAUGAAACGCAACUAUAAACUUUAUUGAUAUGUAAAAGGUUUUCAUUUGACUAUCUACUGGUAGGUCUUUGUAUUACAUUUCAACCCAACCAUAUUCCACAACUUUUAAACACUAUUUCAAAAUAAUUCGUUAUAAAUUAAAUGGAAAAUGUGUGGCAUAUACACCAUGUUUGAAAUGACAUGUCCAUAAUACGCUAACAGGAUAGAGGGUGUAUGUGGGAAUAGGCUCUCUUGUCGGUAUCAUUUAUUUGCUAAUCACUCCUGUUGGCAAUGUUUUGAUGAGGUUGGGCUGUCAGGGCAAAGGAACUGAGGAUUUUAGUAGGCAGUGCCUUUUUUCAAACCUGGAAACUAUAAUUGUGAAAGCCAUACUUGUGCUUGGUAACUCAUUCUUAUUCCAAUAAACUGGUUUUAAGAAGGAUACAAUAUUUUAUUACAUAAAUUUAAUGUAUAGGCUGUGCACAAAACUUUUAUUUGACUAUACUUUUUUAUAACCAAUACCAAUCCCUACACACAAUAAAAUGUUAGGAGGAUCAGAGAAAAAAAAAUAAUGUGCCAUACUUCUGCAAGAUUUCAUGAAAUUGUUUAAAUUACAUGAAUAUUUACUGAUAUGAGGGAUCUGAGAAUAUUCAAAAGAAAAUAAAAUUUGGUUGAAGAAUUAGAAUUCAGCAUGGGCCAGAUAAACACGAUUCUUAGAAAAAGGAAUAUUUACUAAUGAAAAAGCUAAGCAAACUUUUUUACAACACCUGCCUGUACCUGUACAGCACAUAGUAAAGUCAUUUGAAGUAGGCAUAAUCCUGGUUUUAUAUGUUCAAAACACACACAAUGCAGAUUUCUUAUAAACCUUUAUUUCGAGCCUACAAUGUCUUUGAAAUUUUUAUGCACACCUCAAAAAGAGAACAAACAAAUUUCAAGUUUCUAUUUACUCAGUCUAGUUUAGUGAGGUAAAAUUGAGUCAAACAUUAACAUGACGACAGGUUCAAGAAAUUGUCACCACUAAUUUAUGAGGUUAGCCUAUCUGGAACAAUCAACUUCAUAUACAAAUUAGAUUAGGUUUGUACUGAUAAUGCACAAAAGAACUAUCUUUGGUAAAAGGGCAGGCUUUCCUUUCUUCAUUUAAAGAAAUACUCCUGCUAUCAUCUUCCACAAGCUUGGGGGAAAGUGACAGAAUGAGACUGAUAGUGACUAUGUUAUUUGAAUAGAUAUCCAGAGGAGGAUAAAAAGUAAGAUGUGGUCUGCAUAACUCUCUUAGUGUAAGUUUUUAACUUUGCAUGUUGAUGCCAAUUAACUAACUUUCAUGGAUCAAAAUACAAAAAAUGUUCUCUUCAUUUAUGUGCCCUAAAACAUUACAGGGGAGGAGGCAGGUCAUAGCAAAAACAUGAAUUAAUAAAGGAUCAAGGAUCCCCUAUUAAUUUCAGUCCUAAUUAAAGGAGGAUCCUCGCUUUUCCAGAUCCCCACCCUUUAGAACUCACAUAUCUUGUGACCAAUUCUUUAUAUCAAUGUCGAGUUUGGGUAUGAACAUUGGUAAGAAACACAUACAUUAAUGAAAGCUUGAGCAAGAGUAUUUAAUGCAAUCUAAAUAAUAAUAUUGCAUGUUACAAUGUGGUAACUUACAAAGCAAAAUUAUAUAAUCACACAAUUCCAAACAAAAGAAGUCAGGUUAUUGACUCACCUGCUUCAACUUUUGAGGGCUUAAGGUACAAGGAAAUAGAUAUGGUAAACAGUAACAAUUAUUACAAGGUUGAAAGUUUGAAAGCUAAAAGAUAAACAUUACAAUCAUCAGACCCUAUGCAUCUUGGCAAAAAAACGGCCAAUUACCACCCUAACUUCUCCUAAACAUUCAUGCUUAUAGGAAAUCAUUCAUUUUUGUCACUAGAUGGUACUCUACUUACAAUAGUUCUACUGACACAAAUGCAUUUUUCUAAAGUUAUCUCAUGGUGUAUGACCGUACAGGUCAUGUGGAAGGUUCCUGCACGGGAACUAACAUUCCAAUUACCUCAGCAAACUGUAAUCAUCAGAACUGCAAGCCAAGGUGUAUCUACCAAGUGCUUAAGUUUCCAAAUUAGUCGCCUAAUUGUAACAGUGGAGUUCACUCCUUUUUGAGGCUAUCUUCAGCUUGAUCAUCCUGUUACAUAUGAAAACAUUUGCAUAUUCAAAUAAUUACCUGAAUCAAAAGUUAUAAUUUAUUUAAUAACCAGCUACCUUUAAUUGUGCUCCAGAAAUGGUAAAUGGUAUUGAAAAGAAAGGAAGAUUAAGUUCUUGAAACAUUCUAUGUUAAAUGAAACUUUGUUAUGAAUGUUAAUUGUGACAGCAACAAAAACAUCUGUGAAGCUACAAUAACAAUAAGCUUUCUGGGUAAACAAACCAUAAUGAAGCAUGAUAUGAAUAAAUUUAAUCUCACCCAGUUUGAAUGUAGAAUCCAAAAUCUAAUUAACUUGCUGGUGAAUAGGAAAGCUCAAUGGGUUUUCCUUCUUCUGUCAUUCUAAAUAUCACAAAUCGGUCAUGCCACCACUUCAGUGUGAUAUUUUAUGAUGUGUACUUUUUCUUAUGGUCAUCUAUUUUAGGAUCUAUCUUUUACCAGCUGACAUCUGAGAAGAAUCAAGUCCACACUGGUAAUUUGACACAUUACAAACUCUACAACUGAUUAAUUUUUAUUUGAUUAAAAACAUGGGCAUUAGAGGAAAUUAGCUAGCACAAUUCAAGCUUCCCUUCCUAAGUAUUCUGUGAUAUUUUUAUCUUAUGGUAAAGUUUACAGUUUCCAUCAUUUCACUGUCUUCUGUUCAAUCAUUUGUUUGCUUUCCUAACAAUCACAAAUGUGAGGAGCAUAUGAAAAGUGUACAGUUAAUAACACUUUAAUCCCUGAGAGUGACUAACAUCUAAUUUCUCUUUUCAAUAUCACCCUGAAUCAAACAUUAAGGUCAUGAGAAUAAAAGAAAUGAUAAUCAACUGAAGAACCUCUUGAUUGUUAAAAAAAUUCUCCUUGCCAGCACAUUAAUUAUAAAAUGUAUAGAGUACAGUAUGGAGACUAUGCACUGAUGUUAGGGUGUAAAGGGUUUAAGACAUCAUGCGAUCAGUUUUAUCUAUGAAGAGUAUUGCUUGAAUAAAUGAUUGUGGUAAGUGAAAGUGCAUAUUAAACAUCAUUCUAUGGUCUUCUACUCUUCCACCUUAAUUGGAUGGUGCCAUGUGUACAAAAAAUUGAAGUUCAGUGCUUAACCCUUUAACUCCCAUUAGAUCUCUAGAUUAAUUCUCCUUACUGUCUGCCAAAUGAUUCUCAUUAUGUUAGUGUGGAGAAUUUGGUAUCAGAUCAAUUAGUAAUCCCAUAAUUGAUAUAUUCUUUCUUUAUUUGCAUCACUUGUCUGCAUGAUAUUGUAAAGAUAUAGUAAGGGGAAAUUCUGUCUUGGUCACUCACAGGAGUUGAAAGGUUAAGUAGCUUUUUUGGCUCCAAAUAUCAACAAAGAACAACAGUCACACCAAAAAUAUUUUUAAAAGACACCUCUACAAUGGUGGGUACACACAACUGACAUGUAUGAGUGAAGCAUGUGAAGCAUUAAGGUAUAAUUGUCAAUUUACUUUUCAUUACUUGCCAACAACUUAUUUCUAUCAGCUUUGAAAAUUUCUGUAUCCCCAUUUUUACAGAAAAGCAUUUUCUAUGAACAUUUAAACACUGAAGAUAAGCUACCAGCAACAGGUUUUUCCAAUGUAAGUAUUUCAUAACAUCAGAUUCUCAUCACAUUUUUUUUUUACAUUUGAAAGCAUAAGAAUAUUUUAAGUGACUUAGACAGAAUUUCUCCUCACACUAUCAGUACAGUAAGAAGCAGGCAAGUAAUGAGAAUAAAGAAAAAUAUCAAUAAGGGGAUAACUGGUUGAUCCAAUUCCAAAUUCUCAGAACUAACAUCACAUUAAUUGUAUGGCAGAUAGUAUGGAGAAUUACUAAUGAAAUCUUGGGAGUUAAAGGGCUAAGACACUCAGUAAUCAUAUGUACCAGAAAGACAGUGAAGAAAUAUAACAUUAUGCUCCAGUAAAGUGUUCUUAUGUGGUAUAUAGUUUCAAACUCAUUGAAAUUAAGUUGACUUCAUGAUUCAGAUUUUAGUUAAAGAAAUAUGUAACAUCUCUUUACAAGGAUGAAAAGGGAAUGCCAUUCCUGAAUUUUAAAAUAGUAAAUGCCAAAAACUUAAAGCUGAAUUUAAAAAAACUACUGAAUUAUGGCAUAUCAGUUCAGUGAAAUUUUAAUUAUUAGCUGGCUCACAGAGAUAUAAAAGAGGCUUUGUGAAAAAAAAAACCAGGGCAAUAAAAUUAAAGAUUCAGAAGAAGCAUAUAACAUUAACUAAUUUACUGAUGUUCUCACCUGAAUUCUGUACGGAUACUGAUAUUCAGUAUUUAUCUUCUCACACUUGAAUUAAAACAAAAAAUUUAAUUAUUUGCAGGCAGGUUAAGGAGGAAAUUAAGGGAAUAGAUAUAUGUUACACAAAAAGAAACUGCUACCAUAAAAUAGAGCAGAAGCAUAUUACUUACAUAUCUAUGCUUCUGAAUACAGCUAUAAUAAGAAUUUUUUUAAAGCAAUUAUCGACAUUUAGAAACUGGGUGUAAUAUACUGUCGUAAAAGCGAUUUUAUUCUAACCUUCCUCCUUAAAGGCUGCCUUGUGUAUCAAAUAUAUCAAGUUCAGUACCUCCAGGGGUAUAAGCCGGGCUUUUGGAGCUACAAAAUAAUAAAAUAAUUAAUAAAGUAUGCUAUGCCAAUUUAUCGAGAGGCAAUGAAGUAUAGUUCCUUGAAAUCGAAUGGAAAGUUUAAAAUGUGCUUGACUUGUGCUACAUAUACGUAUUAAUCGUUCUUAAUUACUGAUUAAAUUCCUUGGGUUUGACUCAAUCAAUUCAAGAGAAAACAUCUAGGCAGGUUAGAGAAAUGGUUCACGAAUUGUGGAAAAUGUGUUAACAGAACUUCCCAAAAUUAUAGAGCCGAUACGAAUUUAUCGUUCAUUAGCACUUAUGAAAUUCCGAGAUUGUACCUCAAUGAAUUCAGCAGAAAAUAUCCAGGAAGGUUACAGAAACGGACUCCUAAAAACUGCUCCUGAAUUCGAAAAAUGUAGCAAUUAUUUACGCCAACCAUAUGCAUGUGCUUUUCACUCAAAACCCUCUCUCCACUCACUUGAAUUAUAACAAUUUCCUUUGGUUGACAAAGCUCUGCCGGUAUUGUUGCUCUGCGAGUUGAUUAGAGAUUGCAAAAUACUAAGAAUUACUGUUCAACUACAAUCUCACUAGUUUGAUUUCCUGCUCAAAACGCGGGUUGCAAAUUAUUUCCUUACGCGGCUUCACAUCUACUAGCCCACGUGAAGCCCUCGUGUGGUGCCUAACCGUGUGUCCCCGGUGCACUAAACUAAAGUACUCGAAUAUGAGCACUUCAUUGUCAUCUGCUGGUGUCUCCUAGCGCACACUAAUGGGGUAUCCAUGUUACGCACGCAAUCGUGCCUGCGAAUUACCUUCUCCUUCGCCCUUCCAUUACGUAAUGGCCAAGAUAGUGCCCGCAGUACAGUUGGCGCGCAUGCUAAAAGUAGCGCCUUGUACGGACGCCCGUACAUUCGUAAGUCCAGACUUUAUCGGCUUGAUGGGUUACUACUAUUUCGUAUGAUUAUAGGGGCUAUGCUACAUACGCAGGCUGCGAACUUCGCUAUUAUGAGGUGCUUUCAUUAACGGGUUACUGUGUAUUACUUGUAGAUAGGAAAAGGAAUAAUAUUUCGCGUCCUUCUCGGCAUGUCUAAAUUCCAUUUGUACCCAUUUUCUUCCGGAAAGUCCCAUCUUUGAUACUUAAAAUCAAGAAAGAAUUAUGGAAUGUUUCUAUAGGUUUUAGGUAAAAAGGUUGCUCGAAGAAUAAGUAAAAACCAGUUUCCAAGACAGACAGGGCUUUCUUACGAAUAAGACGUUUUCAUGUAAUUUUCUCCCGCAACUGAGGUAACAUACCAAGACAUAUCAUAAUGAAAUCUCUGUUAGAGUUAAAUGUUGUAUUAAUUUCCUGUUUUAUGUCCUUUAGGUAAAUGCUUACGAGGUUGUCAAAAACGGCGUGACUAUCACAGUGUUCGACACUCCAGGACUUGCAGACGCAACCGGCAAUGAUGAAGAAUAUCUGCGGAAAAUCAAGGAGAAAGUAACCCACUUCGACCUGUUUCUGUUCUGCAUUGAGAUGACCACUAAGCGAUUCCGCACCGACGACUUGGAAACGAUAAAGAAGCUUACAGAAGCCUUGGGGAGAAAACUUUGGGAACAUGCUCUGGUGGUUUUAACCUUCGCCAACGAAGUCCCUCUAUCUCCAACCAAGAAGACGGCUGACGUACCCGAAGUAACCGUUUUCAAUGACCGCUUCUUAGCUUUCAAGAGAACGAUAAAGAAACAUUUGUUUGAUAUAGGAGUAGCUGAAAUCACAGUGACUAAUCUGCCAUUUACGCCGGCCGGAGAGUUGGAUGACCCAAGACUUCCAGAUAGAGAAGACUGGUUGACAGCAUUUUGGAUCGCAGCUUUCAAACGUAUCAACAGGAACGCAAAAGCUGCUUUCCUGAUGGCAAAUGUCGAUCGUAUUUUAUUUUCCUCCACCAUUGGCGAGGGAAACGAAGAAAGCAAAGUAUCCAUCGAAGAAAAUAAUGCAAUUACAGAAUUAAGAGCAAAAUUGAAAGAGAACGCCUUUGACGAAGAGUUGAGCCGCUGUUUGAAGAAAACUGAGACGUCCGAUGAACCUGAAGAAGAUUGUCCCACAUCACCUGGUCAAGGUGCGAAGGUGUCAGGCCCCUCCAUCAAGGUGGACGAAACGUGCUCUGAAGGCCUUUUUAAGGAUAUGUUUGGCGAUGUAACAGGGAACCUCAUCGGUGCGCUGACCGGUGCUAAGUUUGGUAGAAAGUACCAAACAUUCUUCGGCUGGUUUACGAAGUAUUUUAAGAAGUUUUUC